This is a messenger RNA of Aspergillus sclerotioniger CBS 115572, 1167 nucleotides long. RefSeq lists its product as uncharacterized. Bases 1 to 1167 code for a protein of 388 amino acids. The transcript has 3 exons. NCBI's taxonomy places the organism in Eukaryota, Fungi, Ascomycota, Eurotiomycetes, Eurotiales, Aspergillaceae. The record is from RefSeq and is a predicted model, not a curated record.
AUGCCCUAUCUGCUCGUCUUUGCGCUUCUCCCCCGCCUCAUUGCUGCUGGCUCAGUAUUCCAGGAGCAGCCAAUUCUUGUCCCUCGAAACAGUUACCCCAUCACUCCUGACGUGAAUGAAUCGCUCCUUGCCAUCCAGAUCGGAGGCAUUGUCGGCGCAUACGUGAUCUUCGUUGCCGUCCUUCUCUCACUGCUCCUCUUCGUGGGCCGCCGUCUGCGACGAGCUGUCCUCUCCUCCAACUUCUCUCUCCAAGUAGAGAUGAUGAAGCCAAUGAAUCCACCUCCCAGCAUGGAUCCAAGUCCCGUCACCCCCAUCUCCGUCAACCUGCCCAGCCCGGGCCCUAGAAGCUUCAGCCGGUCCUGGAGCAGCCUAGGCAGGGCUCCUCGCUCCCACAUCUCAGGGACCACCAGUGUUGCCACCAUCGACGAGACGGUGGUGGCAUCCGACCGCCAGCGAGCCCAAGAGGACCUCGAGAUGCUGUACGCAGCGGUCAUGGAGCACGAUGCACAGAAAGAAGCCGCCGCCGCCGCCGCAGCAACAGCCCGGGACAGUAUCCCAACAAACCCCUUUACAGACCGUGCCUCCCACGUCUCCUCUGGCCCCGGCUCAACCGUCAACAACUCCCCAUUGAGUCCACGAGCCAGCUCACGCCUAUCCCGCAUCUCCUCUCUCUCGCUCUUCAACCUCAACAAAUCCCAUGACAAGAACCAGCAAAGCCAACCAUCUACCCCAAACACCAGCAAGCUGCGCUCUCCCCGUCCCUUUCCUCUCCGCAAACUCUCCAUCUCCUCCCCCGUCGCCCCCCCUCCUACCCAACAGACCACCCCCCACUCACCCCUAGACACUACAACCCACCCCGACCCCCACGGCCAACAACACGGCCGCAGUCCCUCCUCCUCCCUCCCCUUCCGGGACGCCUACCCACUUCAAAGCGCUCCCGCCACGAAACUCACCGUGCUGGAACGGCCCCUGAAGCCACUCAAUGGGCCCAGGACAGGCCUGCCCACGCCAUAUAGUCCCUACAUGCCGUUCACUCCAGUGACGCCCUUGACGCCCAGCACGAUGAUCACAAAGCGUCAAAGACGCAGAGCAGAGAAGGAAAGUGGUCUGAAGGUGUUGAAUGAGGAUGAUUUGGUGAGAGAUGAUGGGGAUAUGUGGGGGUAUUGA